Molecule: messenger RNA, 351 nt
Organism: Lottia gigantea (owl limpet)
Lineage: Eukaryota; Metazoa; Mollusca; Gastropoda; Lottiidae
Exons: 1
Source: RefSeq, a predicted model, not a curated record
GUCUAUGGCGCAGAGUAUCAAUUUAGAAACAUGAUAGACAAGGAUGUUCCAUGCGCUGUUUGUCUCGAACCGGGUAGCAGUAGUCCGGCCCUAAUGAUUCCAGCAAAGAAAUCCUGCUAUUCUGGAUGGUCUGUUGCUUAUAAUGGUUUCCUAGGAUCUGGGUAUUAUGGUCACCCUGCAGCCUCACAGUUCAUUUGCGUGGAUGAUGAGCCAGCAGCUGUUCCGGGUGGUGAUCGAAAUAGAGACGGAAAGUUGAUCUACCCUGUCAGCGCAUAUGCUGGACAUGGUCUCAAAUUUCCACCGUAUAAACACAAUGAAAUCCUGGCGUGUGUUGUUUGUGUAAAGAAUUAG